AUGGGUCAAGACAGUAGUUUUACAGCUCAGAAGAGAGGUGCUGGUGGGUUGCCCACUAGCACCACCGGAACCUCGGCCAAUGGCAGAGCAGGUCGUGCUUAUGGGUCUCUGCCACGUGGCCGACAGAUCCAGAAGACCUUCAACAACAUCAAAAUCACCAUCCUUUGCGGCUUCGUCACCAUCCUCGUCCUCCGAGGCACAAUCGGGGUCGGCAACCUGGGUAGCUCCGAGGCGGACGCCAUCAACCAGAACAUCAUCGAGGAGACCAAUCGGAUCCUCGCCGAGAUCCGAUCCGACUCUGACCCCAACGACCCGGAUGAGCUGACUCAGACCGAGAUCAACCCCAACAUCACAUACACUCUGGGACCCAAGAUCGCGAAUUGGGACAAAGAGCGGAAGGCUUGGCUUCAAUCCAACCCUGAGUUCCCGAGCUUGGUUAACGGUAAGCCUCGCGUUUUGCUCGUAACUGGGUCUCCUCCUAAGCCGUGUGAUAACCCAAUUGGGGACCAUUAUUUGUUGAAAGUAAUUAAGAACAAGAUUGAUUAUUGUAGACUUCAUGGCAUUGAGAUUGUGUAUAAUUUAGCUCAUCUAGAUAAGGAACUUGCUGGCUAUUGGGCCAAAUUGCCUUUGAUUCGAAGACUGAUGCUUUCGCAUCCUGAGGUUGAGUGGAUUUGGUGGAUGGACAGUGAUGCAUUGUUUACUGAUAUGGUGUUUGAGCUUCCACUCUCCAAGUAUAAUAGUCAUAAUCUUGUGAUUCAUGGGUACCCGGAUUUGUUGUUUGAGCAGAAGUCGUGGAUUGCGUUGAAUACCGGUAGUUUUUUGUUUAGGAAUUGCCAGUGGUCUUUGGAUUUGCUUGAUGCUUGGGCUCCAAUGGGUCCCAAGGGUCCGAUAAGAGAGGAGGCUGGGAAGAUUUUGACUGCCAAUUUGAAGGGGAGGCCGGCGUUUGAGGCCGAUGAUCAGUCAGCAUUGAUAUACUUGUUGCUUUCACAGAAGGAUCAAUGGAUGGAGAAGGUUUAUGUUGAGAAUUCCUACUAUUUGCACGGGUACUGGGCUGGAUUGGUGGAUCGGUAUGAAGAGAUGAUAGAAAAGUAUCAUCCAGGCUUGGGUGACGAGAGGUGGCCAUUUGUGACCCAUUUUGUGGGUUGCAAGCCUUGUGGAAGUUACGGGGAUUACCCUGUUGAGAGGUGCUUGAGCAGCAUGGAGAGGGCUUUCAACUUUGCAGAUAACCAGGUGCUUAAGCUGUAUGGGUUUAGGCACAGGGGAUUGUUAAGCCCUAAGAUCAAGAGGAUCAGAAAUGAGACGGCCACUCCUUUGGAGUCUGUUGACCAGUUUGAUAUUCGGCGGCAUCUGGUGCAUGGGGAUAGUGGAUCACACAGCUAG
Messenger RNA from Prunus armeniaca (apricot), 1380 nucleotides. The record is from the annotation of a GenBank genome assembly. Lineage: Eukaryota; Viridiplantae; Streptophyta; Magnoliopsida; Rosales; Rosaceae.